AUGUUCUUCUUCUUCAUCUGCGGUGAGCACACCUUCCGCAAGGAGCUCCCUGGUUACGAGGGCAUUGUGUGCCAAUGCCAUCACUGCGGCAACAUGUCGGGCCGUGUGCUCAAGAGUAACCCCUGGUUCACCUUCUGCUUCAUCCCCGUGAUUCCCUUCACUAUCAAGGGGUACAAGGACGUCACAUGCAACAUCUGUAGCUUCCAGCAGCCGCUUGAGAACCGCCCCGAUGUCAUGGCCAUGGCCAAUGGCGGACGUGGCGGCGGUGGAGGCCAUCAGCAACAGUACCAGUCCUAUCCUCCGCCCCAGCAAGGAUGGCCGCAGCAGGGACCGCCGCCGCCGCAGCAACAUGGUCAACAGCAGCAGUAUGGCUAG
This is a messenger RNA of Purpureocillium takamizusanense, 375 nucleotides long. RefSeq lists its product as uncharacterized. The record is from RefSeq and is a predicted model, not a curated record. NCBI's taxonomy places the organism in Eukaryota, Fungi, Ascomycota, Sordariomycetes, Hypocreales, Ophiocordycipitaceae. The transcript is spliced from 2 exons. Bases 1 to 375 code for a protein of 124 amino acids.